Molecule: messenger RNA, 4365 nt
Organism: Pieris rapae (cabbage white)
Lineage: Eukaryota; Metazoa; Arthropoda; Insecta; Lepidoptera; Pieridae
Product: (E3-independent) E2 ubiquitin-conjugating enzyme
Exons: 25
Coding region: 113-4018 (1301 amino acids)
Source: RefSeq, a predicted model, not a curated record
GACAAUUAUUAAAUUAUUGACGCAUGCGCCACACUUUACAAUCAGCUGUCAGAGAGAAUUUUAAUCACGUAAAAAACAAAAUUAUUUGUGUCUCUAGAUAAUUCCCGUCAACAUGGCGGGCCAAAAUCCAGGAUCUCCAACUGACUUCCAAUAUUUCUACGAAGAUGAAGUGUAUAAAAUAAAUAACCGCGGCCAGGUCGUCUUUGGUCUUGUUCUCGAAAACUAUGAAGCAAAUUCUAGCGACCAAGAGAGUGACAUUGAAACUCCUGUUCAAAAAGGAGAAAUUAGAGUUGUGUGGCAUCCUUCAGGAACUGAAAGAGUAGUUUCUGAAAAGUCGGUUGGACUUGCUGAUCGGUCAUUGAUGCCAGGAGAUGUAGUCCGUCGUCUGAUAGCUGGCAAGGAUACCCAGCGGGGAUACUGCAGAGAUAUUGAAAUGACUGCAGCUCUCCAGAUAGUUGGAACCAAACAUGUUAUACCAAAUGUGGCCAGUGAAAGACUGCAGCCCUUAGAAGAAUUCACUCCAGAUUUAGCUGUGUGUCUUGAUUCUUGGGUUGGUACUUCAAAGGCUGUACAUAGUAAACUUCGCCUAGUGUCAGCUGAUGGAUCCCGUUUAGAAUACCCAGACCUUGAUACUUGUCCACUAGAAGACUAUUCCAUGCGACGUCGUCGUGGAACCCCUUACUCGUCAGCGGAGUUUUAUCCAGGACAGGUGGUCUAUGGUCCAAUAGGGUCACUGGAUAAUGCGAAUUGGCUUAAUAUGACCAAGGAAAUGAAGUCUGCAAGGAAACAUAAGAUGCAUGAUCACAAGUUCACAGUGGAAUCAGUGAUCACAGAAAGCGUGAGCGUCCAUUGGCAAUGCCGAGCCUACAGCAAUAGUAAUGAUGACACGGCACAACCACAACCCAAGUUUCUUGUUGACGAUCAAGAUUUAAAGAGGCUGAAAUUGUUGAAUGUGUUCGAGCCGUGUACGCUGCAAGUGGGCGACCGAAACUUCUUAACUAUUAACUCUGAAGAUACGUUCAUAACAAAGAAAUUAUGGCGGAAACAGCAAAGUAAACACUUUAGAAAUCUGCGGAAACAGAGUCGGAUAUCGAAUAAGUCGUCGAAAAUCGACGCCUCGCAGGAACACAUGCCGUCUCGUCCAAAGAAGAGGGCCUCUUCACAUCGGAAACACAAGCCUGGCGUGAAUGAAAUGGAGGUCGACACGGCCGAUGACACACUGGAAAGUCUCGAUGACACCUUAAAAAUUAACUGUCCCAGUAUUAAAAUUGAACCCAGUGGAGAUGUCAGUCUUCAAAAUGAUGAUAAUGCAGCUGAGGAGAAGAACGAUUCUGGUAUUAGUCCCGAACCUGCAAAAGAAGAUGGCAGUCUGUUAAACGGGGACAGAACUAUGGAACAGCUAAAUGAUGAUGAUUCAGAUAAUUGGGAGAAUACUAGCAGUGAUGGAAGCGAUACAGACAGUGGUGCCACCUGGUCUUCACGGUGUUCGUCAGUGGCAUCCGGUUCCGGUCGGGGCAAACGUUCGCCUCAGUUGGCCGUGCGUUUGUUGAGGGGGAAACGCCUGAAGAGGGCGCCUCGUCGCGCUCCCCCCGCCCCGCCACCCCGGGUCAAUGACCGCGUGGUGGUGGAGACAUUGCAUACAACCAGCCGCGCUAAUGUUGUUUGGCAGGACGGCACUAUUGAAAUGGGAAUACCGUCAACCCAGCUGUACCCGAUACACCACCUCGAUGGCCAAGAAUGCUUCCCCGGAGACUUCGUCGUCAAUGGCGCAGCUAACGUCGAAGACAAUCAGAAUAAGCAUAGAGAAUAUGGCGUGGUACAACGCGUGGAUCACCAUGGACGCACUGCAAUCGUUCAUUGGUAUCUCACUUAUACCAGCGCCGAUGAUCCUGUGCCUCAAAUGUUGUACAAAAGCGAAAUGAGCGUAUAUGACCUGAAGGACCAUCCUGACUUCCAGUACCGGCCUGGGACAGUUGUCAUCAGAGUGGCCAACUUCACCGGAGAAGAUGCCACUUGCACUGCUGGACAGGUUAUAGACAACUUCCCCUCCGGCCGUGUUAAAGUGUGGUGGGUGGACGGACAUACAAGUAUGUGCUGGCCGCAAGAUCUUUACAAGGUAGGUGAAUACGAUUCAGACGAAGGAGAGCUAUGGGGCUCUGAAGGGUCAGGGUCUGAAGAAGACGAAUCUUGGGAAACGCAGAGUUCUCCACCUGAUGGCGAAUCACGUACGCCCGACACGCCAGCAAUUGGGACUGGCAAUCCUAACGGGGAUCCACUGGAACUCCCCAGCGAUGGAUCCGCCAUGACGUUGGAUGGUUCUCGAGAUUUAGUACCGAAACUGUUGGAGCCACGCGUGGCAGCUCACAUCGAACGCGGAAGAGUGGCCAUGCGCAAGCUGGAACAGAUAUUUGCAGAACAUCCUACGCUGCAGAGUCAGGAGAUAAUGCGUAAACUAUUAAACCUAUACAAGGAGUGCCGCUUCUUGGACCGACUGAUGGGUACGACCUUCUUCCACGAGGAUCAUUUCUUGGGCCUCAUAGAGCGCGUAAAAGAGCGCGGUGCGAAUACGCCCCGAGCGGGCGAACGACGCGUGCACGAACAGCUCGCUCGUCUCUUCGCAACGGAAUCCCAGACCAGCACACCUGACACGCCCAACGAAGACAUGUUCAGUGAACACGGCAAGGCGAUUGUGGCCGCUAAUGUCACCGUUGAACCUAUGGAGGUUGACGUCAAUGUAUCAAAGAAACCGUCUCUUCAUUUAAACCUAGAUUCGGUGCAGGCUUCCAGUUCGGAGACCAGUGUCAAAACCGACUGUAAAUCUCUUAGUAAAAAUCCUUCAAAAAUGAGUGAUCCGGAGGCACCCAAUCGCAACGUAUGCUACAAAUUGUGUUCCCUCAUAUACGCACAGCUCGUCAAGGCUCACGCUGAAGUUAGCCGGAGAAGGCCGGCACUGCUGGCCUCAUUCCUUAACAACUUAAUGAUACGGAAUGUUAACGCCGAAGAGAAGUUACCCUACCACUUUUCAGUUCAAUAUGGGGCGUUGGUGAUUUCAAUGACGGAUAAUAUUGAAAAAGAAGCGGAGAAGAAUGAGGAGACCAAGGAUUCUUCUACAACGAAGUCUGAUGGUUCAGCACCUGACUCAGCUCCCCUGGCGACAGCCGAAGGUGACAUAGACACAGAUGCCGUGGGAGACACAGAAUCGCCCCCUGGUGGUGAGGGAUUCUGUGUCCUGGAGUCGGCUCCGACCAACCACAGGUUCAGACUAUCAAUCCUUCAGCCCAGCGAACCACGCAGCUUCUACUCGGCUGUGAAAAGAGAGAUCAAACUUCUGAAGAGUGAUCUACCUUCUGGGGUGUGGGUCCGCGGAUAUGAAGACCGUAUCGAUCUGUUAUCGGUUAUGAUAGCAGGCCCAACGCGGACACCCUAUGAAGGUGGUCUAUUCGUGUUUGAUGUACAGCUGGGUGGGGAGUACCCUCGGGCACCUCCCUUGUGCCACUAUCAUUCCUAUUGCAGCGACAGGCUAAAUCCUAAUUUGUAUGAAGAUGGAAAGGUGUGCGUGUCCCUGCUUGGAACAUGGUCAGGUCGUGGUGUUGAAGUUUGGGGGAAGGACAGCUCCCUGCUGCAGGUCAUCGUGUCUCUUCAGGGCCUCAUUUUGAAUGCGGAGCCCUACUUUAAUGAGGCUGGCUAUGAGAAACAGAAAGGCACACAGCAAGGUACCGAAAACUCUCGUAUGUACAACGAGAUGGUACUUCUAAAGCUCGUACAGUCUAUGACCAAGAUGGCCGUAAAUCCGCCGGAACCGUUCCGUGACGAAGUCAUCGAACACCUGCGGUCCACGGCCGCAGACCUCUGCAAGCGUCUCGAAGGCUUGGUGGCGCUUUCGAAUCAGCAGCCCACAGAUGUAUCGCCCCCGGAUUACCCUCUCGUCCCGGCGUCCCGGGGCUUUUGCUUGACGCUUAGCUCGUCCCUGGAAUCGUUCCGCAGCGCUCUACGCCGCAGUGAAAUCCUCCAGUUAUAGCCGGAGUGAGUUAGCGAUUUGUUAAAUUUUAUUUUUCGAUUAUUCACAAUAGCAUGCAUAAUUUUAGAAUAGUUAGGAUUUGAAUUUUCAUGCCGCGUCUGGCGUCGGCGAAUGUUGAAGUGAACUUCAGUUAACAAAAAUGAACGCUGACAGCGUAUGUAUACGUGUACGCUAUACGCAAGAAUAAGAGUACAUUUGUCGUAAAAAAAAGUGUUUGAUUAAAGCUUAGGUCUCGGUAAAAUGUAUUUUACCGGGUAGUUACACAAUCUCCGUCAAAAUGUCAAAUAUGUGAAAGUGUCAAUCUCAAAAUGACGUGACAGUUAUCAAAAGCUGGUUCCACUCUUACA